Astrephomene gubernaculifera is the source of this 2563-nucleotide messenger RNA. Lineage: Eukaryota; Viridiplantae; Chlorophyta; Chlorophyceae; Chlamydomonadales; Astrephomenaceae. The record is from the annotation of a GenBank genome assembly.
GUUUUAAUUAAAGGCUUCCUUCCUCACAAACAUUUCUUGCAGAAAUUCAACGUUCAGGUUGCGCAGUGUUGCCCAUCUACCUAAACUGCCUUAGGAGUGCUGCCGUCUUACCGUCCCCAAGCAACCGUCCAGCUGUUAUUCAUAUGGAUUAAUUACUUUGCUCGUGAAAGGCAGUACCUUUUAGCUAACCCCGAGAACCUAGCUAACUAAAGCCUUAAGGAAGCAUCGACUGUUGUGCUGCACGAUGGACACCGAACCCUGCGUAACUUGUAGAGGAUUUGACUUCGUGGAGUUUAAAUCCGAGGGAGAACUAGUCUGCAGGAACUGUGGAACGGUAAAGGAGUCCCGUCUUAUCGACGAGCGGUCUGAAUGGCGUACAUUCAGCGACAAGGAUAAAGACACCACGGACCCGAACCGUGUGGGUGGCCCCACGAACCACCUACUAGAAGGCUUGACCACUACCAUCGGCCGAGAGCGGAACGACGGCGGGCUGUCUCACGCGCUGAACCGCAUCCACACGCGCACCAACAACCCGGACCGCAUGCUCAACGCCGCCUUCAAGGAGGUGGCGCACCUGUGCGAGCUGCUCAAGUGCACGGGGCAGGUCAAGGACAGAGCCAACGAGAUUUACAAGGAGGUCGUGACGGCCAAGACGCUCAAGGGUCGGUCCGUCAAGGCGCUGGUUGCCUCCUGCGUGUUCUGGGCCAGUCGCACGGAGAAGCAGCCGCGCACCUUCAAAGACAUCGUGGGGGUGAUGGGCAACGACGUGAGCAAGAAGGAGAUCGGCAGGUGCUUCAAGGACCUGCAGCAGCUGAAGAAGGACGAGCUGCACAAGCAGGGGGCCUCCGCGGACGCCCUGGCCUCCACGCUCAACCAGACGGUGCAGCACCCCGCGGAGUUCGUGCGCAACUACUGCAACCAGCUGCGGCUGGAGUUCAAGCUGAAGCGCAACGCGGAGCUGAUCGCGCAGGCCGCCAAGCCGCAGGACCGGAGGGUGCCGUGGGACGGCCGCACGCCCACCUCCAUCGCAUCCGCCAUCGUCUUCAUCGCAAUCAUGCUGCACGAGAUCCGCAAGGAGUCCGAGGGCUCUGCCGGCGCCGCCUACAGCGGCCUUGCGGGCCUGAAGGCAAUCAAGGCGCUCAGCGACACCGUGAUGCAGCGAGUGGCGCUCAUCUCCUCCGUCGCGGAAGCCACCAUCCGAGCCGCCUACAAGGACCUCUACCCGCACAUCAUGCAGCUGCUGCCGCCGGAGCUAGCGCGGACGGAGGACGUGGCGCGGCUGCCCAACCCCGACUCGCGGAACACGGGCGGGGUGACCUACAUGUCUGCCGUACCGCCGCAGAUUAGCGCGGCGGCGGCGGCCAUUAGCGCUGCCGCCGCGGUGCAGCAUCAGCAGCAACAACAGCAGCAGCACGUGCAGCAGGUGUUGCAGCAGCAUGUUCAGCAGGUGCAGCAGCAGCAGUUGCAGGCGGCACUGCAGCAGCACCUGCAGCAGCAGCAGCAACUGCAGCAACAGCUACAGCAGCAGCAACAGCAGCAGCAAGUGAAGCAGUUGUGAGGGCUGGUUUGAGAUGGUGGUGGUGGUGACGUGUUGUGAAGGCUGAUGGGAAGUGUGCAUCGGGCAGCGCGAGGCCGCUGUUUGCAGUGGGUGCCGCAUGUGCACAGCGGCAACAAUAGGGUUGCACGGGGGUGCCAUGAGGGGCAGGUGUAGCAGCGGGGGGACAGUAGCGGGGUGCUCCCUCUUAUUGCCGCUGGGAGCCCGUACAGGGUAGGGGGCUGCACCAGAGGCCAUUACGUAGGGUUUCAUCUAUCACGGUUGCUGCUGCUGCAUUAGGGGUGGCUUUCUGGGUCCCCUGAGGUGUCCUUCGAUUGACAUGUCGUUGUGUGAAAGCAGCAGGUUUUGUGUUGGGGGGGGCGUGACAACAGCCUCGUUAAAAACCAAUUAAAAAACCCAUGAAGCGUAUAAAGUAUGGUAUGUUGUGCGUGUUGUACCGCAUCUAGUACUGUUUCCCUGAGCUCGUCCACGCUUUUUGCGUGUAAACGAGAACAGCACACAGCACUGGCGACCAGUGAUGGCCUGGACGUGACACCGGCCCCUGGCGUGAUUCUUUUUCUAUAUGAAGUGAUGUUUGGUUUGCGUUGCUUGGGCAGCAGGGUAUGCCAGCCUGCCUAGUCUUCCGAGGUGCUGACCGUGAGGUCCAAAAUGCGGUGUGGGGGUUCUGGGUGCUGUCGUUGUGUGCAUGGGAAUGCAACCGGAGACGGGCGAACGUCAUAGUAACACCUUAAUAUGGAGGGGUGCGGAUGAGAGCCUGCAAGGUGGAAACCCAGAGCGGUCUUUUCAGGUGUUGGCAAGCAGUGGGAGGUUCCCAACAUUUCCGUGUAUGUUGAGACAUUGAGAUACCCUCGCGUGGACCGAAGGAGCGGAGGGGAUGUGUCCGGGGGGUCCGACAUGAAGGGUCCUUGCAACUCCUCCUUAGGAACAACUACGAGUGUCUCCAUCCAGGUGCCUCUUGGGCAGUUCUCAGGUCGCACCUUCAAGAGUGCUUUAUAAAUUACUGGCCAC